Molecule: messenger RNA, 7973 nt
Organism: Poecilia latipinna (sailfin molly)
Lineage: Eukaryota; Metazoa; Chordata; Actinopteri; Cyprinodontiformes; Poeciliidae
Gene: spon2a
Product: spondin 2a, extracellular matrix protein
Exons: 6
Coding region: 6573-7583 (336 amino acids)
Biological process (GO): cell adhesion
Cellular component (GO): extracellular matrix
Source: RefSeq, a predicted model, not a curated record
AAUCUGUAACUAGGCUCUUAAGCUUUAUUUUUUGUUUUUGUUUACUUUUUUAUUAGAAACAAUCAUGUUUGUGAUGGUAACCUCCAAUGGUAAACUCAACACCGUAUUUUAAUAAAAUCCUAAAAAAUUUAAACAUCUUGCGCCUACGUUUUUAUCUAUCUAAACACUAGUGUUUUUCUUGCUGAACCUUUAAACUCUAGAGUUUUAUUCAGCUUUUUUUUUUUUUUCAAGCAGCUUCUUGCCUGAUUAUUAGUGGUUAGUGUGUUGCAGACUGCUUUUGUGGUCUGAGGACGUAAAGCUGUGUUUAGCAAAGUUUUGCCACAAACAAAAUUGUUUACCGCAGUUUGGCAGCUCUUUAUUUGGAGCAACGCAGUGCCAGGACAGCCGUGCAGGCCCAUAGGGCUAAAAGACGGGACGGUGGGGGGAUUAUGGGCUUUAAAAUUGCUUCCACAUGCAUAUAACCAGGAGACUCCUCUUAAACAGUCAGCAAUGCAUUGUUGGUAUUCAUUUAGUGAUUCCCAAGGAUUGUUUUAUCCGUUAUUGGCACCGAGGCAAUUUUAGUGCCUCGCAAAACUAAAAUUGCAAGGCAAGUAAUUUUCUAACGUUACAACCACAGACAUAAAGGUAUUUAUUGGUAUUUUCUAUGAUUUACCAACAAUAAAGUGAUGCAUAAUUGCAAAGUAGAAGUAAAAGGAUAUGUUGCAUUCAAUGUAAAAAAAAGACUAAAAAAAUGUCUGUGAUAUGGCUCAUUUGAAUUCAGCCCCUUUUAAAUCAUCCUUUCAUAUAAUCGAAUGCAGUCAGUGGAUUGGCACGCCUGUACUUACCAAGACACGGCUGUUGAGCAAGCAGAGGGUAAUCAGAAGCCCCAUAAUGCCCUCAGAGGAGCUGCACAGAUCAGCAGCUGAGGUGGGAAAAACUAUUGAAAGGACGACUUGGUCGUAACACUGGCAUUUGUGAAAGGGAAGCAAAAAGAAAACCAUGUUGAGAGAGGUCUGGUUUGCAGAUUGUAAAGGUCGUGGAGGGGACACUGGUCUGAUGGGACAAAAAGUGAGAUUUUUAACCUACAUUUAAAAUGUUUAAGGGAAUAAUUAUGCCACCAACCAUCUCUAUGGUGGUCUCCACAAGUUUUUUUUUUUUUUUUUUUCUCAGGGAAGUUGUUCCCUGUUGAGAGAGAAGCAUCUAAAUCUGAUUUGGAUUUAAGUCUGAACGAGUCCCUGGUCCGACACACCGAUGGCUGAUUUACCUCCCCAGCAUGUAGUCAUGUUCUACGGAGACCAGUUAAUUCAUUCAUAUGUGUUGAAGCAGAUAUGUCAAUAAGACCACAUCAGGACCUCUAAUGUUAAACCACUCAAUUUUAGCUCUGUGGGUGGAAUUGCAGAUCGACCUAAAAUAUUAAUAUUGAUAUCAAGUCAGUUUUUGAAUAAUACUGACACUGGUAUCGUUCCGAUCUUACUGGCAUGCUGAGAUCGAUACUGCAGUUUCAGAUUCUCACUCGGCUCUACCUCAAAAAAGGUUUUGUUUCCAUGUGUUCUCAAAUUGUACGUUUUUGCUUUUCUAUCGUUUCUGCUCGUCAUAAAACACCUGAAGGUCAGAAGUUUAAUAAUAUAUCAAGUAUCAGAAUCGUUAUCGGCGAUACUGGAGCUGUACUCUGUACCAUGAAAUGCGCUAUCUCGCACCUCUAAUUUUUUGGGUUCUUUACUUGCUGGAAAGUUGAACCUUGACCCCAAUCUGAAGUCUUUUGCUUCCUCGAACAUGUUUUCUUCCAGUUUUGCUCUGCCCUCCUUGUUGUCAGUUCUGAUACCUUAUCCCUGAUAAAGUAAAGACUCCCCAUGGCGUGAUGCAUGCCACCACAUGUGGGUAACGUGUGCUGUGGGUCACAGGUCACACAUGCUGUUUGUGCAUGUGGACCAGAAAAUUUAAUCUUUGUCUCUUCCGCACGUUUGCUGCGAACUGCAAAUAAUUUCUUCAGCAAUUCCUCUCCUACCGACACACAUUCAGAAAGACGAGAUGCGUUGAUUGCACAACGUUGUUCUUAUGUUUGCAGACGUGUCGCUCCUCCAGAGUUGGCAGUCGCUCCACGUUAUGCAGAGAAUAAAUGACGAUGGUUUUCUAAUUGAGUGGCUGUUGAAGGCAACUGGUGAUGCUGAAGUUUAGAGUAAUCGCAGCAAAGGGAACUGAAUACAAAAGAAAUCCAGUGCAAGGGACUGUUUGUGUGGGACAAUUACACUACAGCACCUGAAGAAAAGCCAGCUGAUUAACAUAAUGAGUCCAGUAGUUGAAGCACUUCUUUCUGAAAGUACCUUUCGCACACUCUGAUCUCUGAAUUUGUUGAAGUUGGGGGGGGGGAGCAGACGUAUUGCACAAUCACCUGUUUGUCCACUUCUCAGAAGUUGCUAGAGGCCCAGGAUGAUAGCUGGGUUUUUACUGGAUGUGACUCGCACUUCAAACGCACUUCGUCCAACUCCUUCUCCAACCUGACGUCGUACGGUUCCUGACUUCUGCCAGCCGCCACGCUGCACCCCCAGAGAUGUUGGCUUUUUCUUUUUUCUGUUUGCUUGUUCGUUUAGUGCUGGAGUAGACACUGAGGCCUCAUCACUUCUGGGAGGACACAGUAAAACCAGUAAAACGUGAACCCCUGGUUCCCACACUGCUUCUGAGAACGUAAAUUCAGAUAAGUGCUCUGUAAAAUGGGUCAGUGUGCAUUAGAUUUUGGUGAAAAACAAGGUGGGGUUUUUUUUUUUGUGCUUCUGCUAGUUUCCAGAUGUCUGCACUUUUUUCUUCUUUCAGAAUGUUUUUUAGUGUUUGACUCUGUUUGUUAGAAAAUUAAUACAACAUUUUAUCAAGUUCAAACACUUGAGACCUUUCCAAUUUGAAAUAUAUACCUUUUAAUUGCCAACAGUCCUUUUUUGUUUUUCUUUCAGCCUAAUAUUUCUUCCAUUUGUCUGAAGCAAAGUGUUUUCAACCACAAGUAUUAGUUUCCAGAUUUUCUCCUUAAAACCGAAAUAACCUCACUCUGGCAUGAGAAAGUCAACAAAAGCUAACAGCGUUGAACCUUAAUGGGGGCAGCCUGACAGAUCGGGGUGUGUGUGGUAGUGUAUGGCAUGUGUUUGCGUACUUGCCCAUGUGAUGGAUUGGUCUCCAGGCAGACAAAGUAUCCCACUUGGAGGGAUCGGACUACCAACCCGAAGGCAACGGGAUAAAUAUUUGUCUUGGGUUGUCUCUGGAAUGAUCGAAUAUUAUUUCAGCCUACGAAGUACUCAAAUGCUGCGUCCCGUUCAGAGCUUGGUUUUCAAUCUUAUUAUACCCUUAAACUGCUCAUUUAAUCUGUAUUGAUUGUUUUUUUUCCUUUCUGGUUUAAUUCUGAUCGUAGUUGGUAACUGGUGCAAAAACGAUUGGCAUUGCGUGUGUGGUCUGGUGUCAGAAGUCUCUUUUUGUCUCUAGAGUGUACUUGUAAGUAUAUUAGCGUCCUGGGUUUGGGGUUUAACCUGGUUUUCAUCACUGUGUUUACACGGAGCACCAGGAAAGCGGGUGAUUCACAUCCUUGUUUAAAUGAUUGGAUCUGUAUUCGGCUCUCUGACCGUCUGUAGACAUCUGCGUCUGAUUUUUAGAGACUCUUAGCCACUUAAGAUCAUCUCUAAAUUCGCCUGAGAAGCUUGUCCGAGUUUACAGAAACGAUUUCACCCGGGUUCGUUACAAUUAUCUCGGCCGUGUUGGUUCUGUUUGACCCACUUCUGCAGCGCGCACUCCUAAAUAAAUGUCCACUGUAAUUGUUGACAGUCUGCAGCUGAGAAUAGCUCCUCAAAAUCCACAGGUUCACAAGGUUUAACUUGUGCUUUCCAAAAGACACAAACUGCGCCUUGUAAAAGCAUUAAUACCUGUCAAACUUUUUGGGCUUUUUUUUGUUUUUGUUUUUGUCACGUUGCAACCAGAAACUUCAGCGUGUUUUAACUGGGGUUUUAUUUCGCAGGCUAUCACAAAGUGGCACGUGGUUUUGGUUGUGAAAGGAAAGGCAUAAGGAGUUUUCAAAAUGUAGAAAAAGUUUUUCGUGCAUGUGUGAAAUGCAAUUGCAUGAUCAGUCCACAUCGUCCACUUUCCCUCUGAUCCACCUGCAGACAAUCUAACUCUACUAGUUUCCCUCAAAAGUCUUGUAAGCAAUAAAGAGAGUCAACAUCUGAAUAAUUUAGUGGACCCAACUGUGUUGGGAAGGCCUCAGACACCUCAGCAGAGGGGUGAGAGAUGCAGGCGGACAGAACAACACUCCUCUCCACCCGAACCGACUGCAUGGACAUGCAGAGAUUAACCGCUCAGGUGGAAGAACCGCUGCAUGCGACGGGUAUAAAUUCACAAAUCUGUCAAGAAGAAAGGCAUAGCUGAAUGAAAGUCUUACCCAUGUAGUGCUGCCACUACUCUGUGAGGCAGCAUCAUGCUGCUUCCGUCAGGGAACCUGGUCAGAGUUGAAGGGAGGGCAGAUAUAGCGAGCAUUUUGUGACAAAAUGUUAAAAAACUAUAUAUAAAAAAACAAGGGUUGCGAGUCCUUUUGCGAGGCGCCGUACCGUCUCUCUUACUAGAUAGAUCAGAACAUUCUGUUAGAAAAUUUCUACCAAAAAUGGCAUAAAUGUGAGCUUCAGCUGAAUGCCUGAUCUCUUUCUUCUCUGCGUCUGUCUGGCUUUUGGCGUUCUGUGAUUAGCUCAUGGCUUUCCCUCUUCUGACUUCACUCACUGGAGCAACGCUGACGCGAGCUCAUGAUUGACCGAUGAGGACGAGAGGAAAACUUCCAUCUAUCUUGGAGUUUUGCGUCAGCCUGGCAGAUCUGCUGCUGUAUCUGGUGUCCUAAUGCUAAUCUCCCGUGUGUGUGUGUGUGUGUGUGUGUGUUACAAUAAUCACAGCCGUCAGUAGUUCCAGUUUUCAGAAACACUUACUCUCUAUCUGCCAUUGUGAGCUUAGGUGAUUUUACCUGACCAAUCUAAAAAAAAAAAGUAGUUUGAAGCUAAAUAUCAGUCUGCCCGCUCGCUGAGCAGAACAGACUGGCUGAAGGAUGCAGAAGGACUGGAUGCAAAUCAAAAAGAUGAAUCAAGUCCGUAAUGAAGGGAGAAACAGAUGGAGGGAAAUAUAUCUACUUAACCGACUCCUUUAGACUGCAGGACAUUAAAAAAAAAAACAACUAAAUUGUCACCUGAUACCCAGAAGUCUGCUUUUCCUUCUUCCCUUUUCUGCUCGUCGUCAUCAGCUGCUUAUUCCUGGAAAGGUCUGUCGUUUCGGCACCAGGCUGAGAAUACCUUUGCUCCUCUCAGCACUGCAGGCAUCAAUCUGUAGGCGUCCAGGAGGGCGUCCUGACCACAUGUCCAGAUCACCGUCAGGAUGUUUUGUUUUUGCGAUACACUGGUUGUGUAACUGUAGAGGAGGUGAACAGAAGCGGCAGAAAGUCUCCACUUCCUCCACGUGAUCAUUUCACGUCUCACUUGUGAGGUUUUACGUGCGCUACGAUAAUGUAGCUGUAAAAAAAACAACAACAAAAAAAACGAUGCUUCGAAGACAUCCAUCAUACCGCUCAAACUGUGCAAGUCUCUCUCCAGACAUGUUUCCCAUGAUGGCAUGUUUUGCACAAAGAACAUGGAUUGUAGUCCCUGUCAGGAUUGCAUCACAUCAUCUAGCCACAUGAGAAACUAGGAAAGGUUUUUGAGUUUUCACACACUGACCUUUCCUUGCCAGGCUGUGCAUGUGUGGGCACACAGGUGGCUGCUUUGUUCCUUUUUGAAGCCUUCGGUUAAAGUGGCUGUUUUAAGACUCUGACAUGUACAAACAGGGUCUCUUUUACACUCAGCUUCAACAUAUUCACAAGUGGCUCCUGAUAACAGAAACCUCCCUGAUUGUCCAUGUGUGUCCCAGCUGUGGGGAAAAACCCUUUUUUUUUUUUUUUUUUUCUUUUUUCUGCUGCUGCACACAAACACGUUUAACCUGAGGAAAUGGGAUUCCUCGUGCUCGAAUCACAGCUGGAUCUGGAGAUGGAGUUGUUUAAAACGGAGAAGAAGUACAACAAAAAAAAAAGAAGAAAGAUACGGAAACCAUUUUAAAAACCCCUUUGAUUCCCUCUGAUUUCCAAUCAAACUGAAAUUAGCUGCAGAAAUCAGAGCCAGUGCUUCUGUCCAGACUCCCCUCAUUUGUCAGGCAGGUUGCACGUCUGUCUGGGGAGCCCAAGUCCUCCUUACUCUUUCAAUUUUACUGCCUUUUUUUUUUUUUCUUUUUUUGCAACUGUGCACCAAAAAUUAGACAACGCUUUGGGGCGUUUGCCUGGAGGGAUGUUGAUUGCCUUCUGGAGAGAGAGAGAGAGACUGUUAACUGCCUUUCCAUACAAGGAGAGGUGAGGGGCGAGUGGGGGAGGAGAAAGAGAAUGAGAGGAGGGUAAUAUGAGGAGAUACAAUGAGAGAGAGAGAGAGAAGGUAGGAGGAGAGAAAUCUGGAAAGAGAUAAAGGGAGCGAAAAAGACUGAUGAGGUUGUGCCAGUUACAGCGGAGAGGAAAGUGAGCAGAGCCGAGUCCUCCCUGUGGUUGUGCUGCUGCUUCUCCGACUGACCCAAUGCAGAUGAUGUCUUCAGAGCGCCUGGCCUGUGGUUGGCUGCACAAGCUUCUCGUUUUGCUGGUGAAGCUUCAUUUCGCGUUUGCCGAGCCUCUGCAACCCCUCAACGGAACGGGCUGCACAGCCAAGGGUCCCGCUUCCUACAUCCUGGUCUUUACAGGUCACUGGAGCCCGCAGUCGUUUCCAAAGCAGUACCCCCUGUUCCGACCCCCAGCGCAGUGGUCCAAACUCAUAGCGGCGAGCCACAACCGCCACUUUCGGCUCUGGGAGGAGGGCUCUUCGGCCAGUCCCGGGGUGCAGAGCUUUGCUGAAGUCGGGGUGACGGUGGAGCUGAUGAAAGCAGCCAAGGAGGCCCGGAAGAAGCGCACGGUCGGAGUCAUGUACCGGACAGCAGGCAUUCCCAAUGGGAUCGGACACAGCUCCACGGAGAUGCUCAUUGUGCCCCGCAACCCACUGCUGUCUUUGAUGGUGAAGAUGAUUCCCAGCCCUGACUGGUUUGUCGGUGUGGACAGCCUCAAUCUUUGUGAGGGUAACCGGUGGAAACAGGAAGUGACCGUCGACCUCCAGCCUUACGAUGCAGGAACGGACAGUGGAUUCACUUUUUCCUCUCCCAACUUUCCCACCAGCCCCCCUGAAAACAUUACAAAGAUCACGUCACAAAUGCCGAAUCAUCCGGCCAAUUCCUUCUACUACCCUCGACUAAAGGAGCUUCCACCUAUUGCCAGCAUAAAGAUUACCCGGCAGCGUCGAACGCCAGACCGCCAAACUUCUAUUUCUAAUCACAUUCUACCAAACUCCAUCAAUCCUCAGCGUUUCUCAGCAACACCUUUGGAUUGCGAAGUCUCCCUCUGGUCAUCUUGGGGUCUGUGUCUUGGUCCCUGCUCCAGAGGUGGAGUUCGUCACCGCACACGUUACAUACUUCUGCGGCCAGCAAACGCUGGCAGCCCCUGCCCUGAGCUGGAGGAACAGGAUGAAUGUGUGCCGCACAACUGCAUAAAGAAACGCCAGUAAUCGUCAAAGCAGGAGCAUAAAAACAACCAGUGAUAAACACUUGGACUCUCGUGUUAUCAGUGCUGGACUGAGAAAACGUUUGAGAAUUUGUCAGAUUUUUUUUUUAAGUGAAGCAAUAAGAACUCAAUGUGUAUUGUCACAAAAAGAGACGUUUGCAAAUCAGCAGAACUAAGAAAAAACAGAAGUCUCUUGGAAAAAACUGGUUGCUGGAUGAAAAUCAAAGAGCUAAAAUGCUAUUUAGUCUGACUUUGUUUUUACAACUGUUGUUCGACCUGUGUUUGCCCAAAGGUUGAGCUGUUUUGUAAAAUGUAAAUAAAAGUGAAAUGCAACCAUUUGUAAAUUAUCUCCAAAAAUAUAUGUUUCAUUCAAUAUAACAGAAAUAUGAAUUAA